CGGAGCCCCGCCCACCUCCCCACCCGCCCGCGGAAGGAGGCGGACAGCGGAGAGCUCCCGCCAUCCAGCCCGGCGCCACUCCCAGCUGCUCCGGCUCGGCACGUCGUCGGCACCGCCGGAGAGGAGCGCUGCGCAGACGCCAUGGAGGUGCUGCUCAUCUUGCUGUGCGGCCUGCUGGCCCCCGCCAUCCUGGCCAGUGCCGAAGAACAGGAGAAGGAAAAGGACCCUUUUCAUUAUGAUUACCAGACCCUGCGGAUCGGGGGCUUGGUGUUUGCCGUGGUCUUUUUCUCCGUCGGCAUCCUCCUCAUCCUGAGUCGCAGAUGCAAGUGCAGUUUCAGCCAGAAGCCCAGGGCCCCGGGCGAUGAGGAGGCGCAGGUGGAGAACCUCAUCACUGCCAACGCGGCGGAGCCCCAGAAGGCGGAGAACUGAGGCCGCCCGCGGGCAGAGCCUGGAGGCAGCCGCCUGGGCCAUUAGAUGCGAUGCCGACGCUUAAGAAAACCAGCCGCCAGCAGCAGCUUUCCCGCCGUCCAGGACCCGCGUCUCCACACCCACCCCUGAACAGCCCACGUGGUCCUCCCCCUUCCCACGCAGCACGGCAUGUGCACUCCGUGAUGUGUCUGUGUGUGCGCGCGUGUGCGCGUGUGUGUGUGUAUGUGUGCGUGUGAUGCCUGUGGUCUUCGUGGCUGCUUGCCUGUGUCUGUCGCUGUUUCCUGAACCUGGACUCACCUCCUGGGCCACCAUCAGCUCCCCCCGCUCCCUGUGCGCCCCCCCCUCCGCUCCUGAGACCGGUGCCCUCUGACCUUUAGAGGUGGGGGCGGGGCUGGGGCCCGGAAGGCGUGCGCCAGCCUCGUGACCCUUCCUCAUGGCCUCUCCACUCCCUCUGCAAGAACCUGGUUCCCACACUCACCUGACCUGACCUGUUCCGAGGGCGUCUUAGCGAUUGGAGGUCACAGCCGGGAGCUGGGAGCCCAGCUGUGCUUCAGGCCAUCUCCUCCGGGGGCUCGCCCAGCUCCCUCCGCCGCCCCAAGCAGUGCCAGGCAGGCAGGCAGGCCCCGCUCCACCUGGGAAUGUGCCCUGGCAUACCUCUCAGCAAUAACCCCCCGGGCUCUGGGCCCUGCCCCCGCCACCUCCCGCUUCCCAGCUCCCCUGGACCCCGACCCCCACCCUCGCACUGGGUCUGGGCAGGCGGUCCAUUCUAUCAGGGCCGUUUCCCGGGAGGAAGCGGGAGUCAGGGCCUCCGUCUGUCCUGCCUGUCGGCCAGGUGAGCAGUGAUGGCCGCCUCUCCCUCUGUCUGUCCCUGGCCAGAGUGGGUGCAGUGGCCUGGCUGUUGGAAAACAGAGGUCAAAGGUCAUAAGGAGUGGGAAGCCAAACCAGCCCUGCCCUCCCAUGCAUCACGUCACCGUGGAAACGAGGCGAGCAUGUGACGGGCUGCUGUCUGCUGUGACCUGUCCUCUCCACACGGAAUAAAUACCAUUUGUCUCCUGG
Molecule: messenger RNA, 1485 nt
Organism: Pipistrellus kuhlii (Kuhl's pipistrelle)
Lineage: Eukaryota; Metazoa; Chordata; Mammalia; Chiroptera; Vespertilionidae
Gene: FXYD6
Product: FXYD domain containing ion transport regulator 6
Exons: 8
Coding region: 142-429 (95 amino acids)
Biological process (GO): regulation of sodium ion transmembrane transporter activity
Cellular component (GO): membrane
Molecular function (GO): sodium channel regulator activity
Source: RefSeq, a predicted model, not a curated record